AAGGAGCACUCCAGCAAGAAGGCCUCCCGUAAUCCCCUCAACAACCCACCUUAACCCACCAAGUCCCUAAACCUAAUCCCUUCAACCUACCCUCCUUAAUCUCCAAAUCCUAAAUCCUAUCCCCUCCCUUCCUACCACCAUGUUGAAAAUCUUACAAGCCAACCUCCAACACGCGAAGGCAUCCAGUGCCAUUGCGUGCAAGGUCCUCCAAGAGGAUGGACUGGACAUGGCUUUGUUACAAGAACCGUGGAUCCAUGGAAACACGGUACUGGGACUGACCGCUGCAGGAUUCUGCACUGAUGACCUAGUAGCGGCACAUGUAAUGCUGCCCGGCUGUGAGGGCAUGAAGCUCAUUGUUAGCUCGGCCUACCUGCCCGGGGAGCACACAGAUCCGUCGAUUGCCCUCGCUCCACUGGUGGAGUACUGUGAGGACCAAAAUGCCCAGCUUGUGAUAGGGGCCGAUUGCAAUUCCCAUCACACAGCCUGGGGCAGUACGGAUACCAAAAAGAGAGGUGAGAUCUUGUUCGACUUCCUCCUGACUAACAACCUAUUAACACUCAAUGAUGGCAACACACCAACUUUCGUCACACGCGCGCGUCAGGAGGUUCUAGAUGUAACAAUCUGCACAGGUCUACUUGAAAGACGUGCUUGCAACUGGCAUGUCUCGAAAGAGGCAUCCAUGUCUGAUCACAGACACAUACGAUUCGACAUUGCUCUCAUAGGGAAGAGCCAAGUGGAGACCUUCAGAAACCCGAAGGCUACAGACUGGGACGUUUAUCGACACCAAGUUUCGGAAAACCUAGGGGUUAUGAGAGGCUCCGUCAAAUCCACACAGCAACUCGAAUCAACAGUAGAGGAGCUCGGAAGGUGCAUGUUAGAUGCCUACGAGAACAGUUGCCCUCUAAAAACUAGAUGCUCUAACACUAAGGUCCCCUGGUGGAACUCUAACCUGGAGCAUCUAAGAAAAACAGCUCGGAAAGAAUUCAACAGGGCUAAAAUCACGAAGCAAUGGGAUUUGUAUAGGAAAGCCCUCACUGAAUUUAAUCGCGAGCUCCGGAAGGCGAAAAGGCAAUCUUGGAGGCGCUUCUGUGAAGAGGCUAUGGAAAAGGUGAUCAAUCUUCACAUUAGAACGGGCUACCUCACACAAAACCCACUGCAUGUGAAGCAGCACGCCUAUCAAAAGGGCAAAUCUACGGAAACUGCCCUUAUUGAACUUACUGAUAGGAUUGAGAAAGCACUAGAGGACAAAGAAAUUGCCCUCUGUGCUUUUCUAGAUGUAGAGGGCGCUUUUGAUAACACCUCGACGAAUGUCAUUCUCAAAUGUAUGAGGGACAAAAACAUCGAUAACACAACACUAGCGUGGGUAGAAUCGAUGUUAACCAACAGGACUGUUAAAACAACACUCCUGGACAAGAGCAUUGAGGUUAAAAUAACAAGAGGAUGUCCCCAAGGCGGCGUACUAUCGCCCCUGGAGUGGUCCAUUGUUGUAGACACCCUGCUCUGCGAGCUCAAUGAAGCUCGCUUCGACACUCAGGGCUACGCUGAUGAUCUCGUUAUAACCAUCGUAGGCAAAAGCGCCAGCACGAUUUCAGAUCUGAUGCAAAGAGCCCUAAAGAUGGUAGAGCGCUGGUGCAGGGAGUAUGAACUCUCUGUAAAUGCCAGCAAAACCAUAAUUGUACCGUUCACCCGAAGAAGGAUCCUAGAUGGUCUGAGACCACCUGAUUUCUUUGGGGAAACGGUAAACUUCUCCAAAGAAGCCAAAUAUCUUGGUGUAAUCCUAGAUCAGAAGCUGACUUGGAAUCAACAUCUGCAGUACAUAGCCCAGAAAGCUAAAUGCGCUAUGGGAUCGUGCUGUAGACUAGUUGGGAAAAAAUGGGGCCUAAAGCCGAAGUUAACUCUUUGGCUAUACGAAGCCGUAGUGAGACCUAUGGUAACAUACGGCUGCGUAGUAUGGCACAGGAAAACCCAACAAAAAACCUGUCAAGCUGCAUUAAGUAGUCUUCAAAGGUUAGCGUGUCUGAUGGCCACUGGAGCUAUAAGGUCCACUCCGACAGCAGCGAUGGAAGCCAUGCUGAAUCUUAGCCCUUUACACAUACAUGUGCAGAAAGAGGCUCGAUCAGCUAUGCUACGGGCUGCUGAAGGAGGCAGGAACCGAUGGCACUCGGCUGUGUUCAGCUCGCUCCACCGAGAGCUUCUCAGUACCCAUGCCAUGGCGAUGCCUUCCGACGCUAUGGAAACGGAGUACUGUUUUUCAAGGCUCUUUUCAGUUGAGAUACCAGAAAGGGAGAAGUGGAAUGAUGAUAAGGCCCUUCAAACUUUCCGGUCGGGAGACAUCGUGUGGUACACCGAUGGAUCCAAAAAGGAAGGCCUGGCAGGUUCAGGCAUUUACGGAGAAAGGCCAAGAGCACGCAAAUAUGCGAGCCUGGGAAGGUUUGCCUCCGUAUUCCAAGCCGAGAUAUAUGCCAUCAUUGGAUGUGCAUACGAAAACCUGGACAGAGCCUUCACUCGGAGGAAUAUAUUUAUUCUGUCAGACAGCCAAGCUGCUCUUAAAGCAUUGACUUCUGCAGAAGUUAACUCCAAACUUAUAAUGGAGUGCAUCCUCAUCCUGAACAAAAUUGGCGCUAACAACAGAGUGACCCUGCGAUGGGGCCCGGGCAUUGUGGCAUCAAUGGCAAUGAGGAAGCAGAUGAGCUCGCACGUCUGGGAGCAGAAAGCCUACCGUUGGGCCCCGAGCCCAUCAUCGGGCUACCAAAAUGCACCAGUCGUCGCGAGAUCAAGGACUGGGCACAUAACCAAAGCUUAG
Plutella xylostella (diamondback moth) is the source of this 2803-nucleotide messenger RNA. RefSeq lists its product as uncharacterized. The record is from RefSeq and is a predicted model, not a curated record. Gene Ontology annotation, molecular function: nucleic acid binding; catalytic activity. Lineage: Eukaryota; Metazoa; Arthropoda; Insecta; Lepidoptera; Plutellidae.